GCAAGACCUUGAUCCUCUUUUUGGGUUCCUUCUGAGUUACAGCUUUGUCUUUAGGCUGAAAAAGAUAUAUAUCAAUUUUCACAUAAUUCUCUAUUUUUUCUGUCAACAGCAAUUCUGCCGACACAUGCACAAUGCUAGCGUUUGGCCCUUGUCUCUUCACGCUGGGCGUGGCUUUGCUUUCGCUCGACGCAGUGCAAAUGUUUCCCAGCGUUGCAAAUAAAUCCAAGCAACAAAUCCUCCCCACGGAUGACCCAACACUGGAAAAUAUCACCACUGAAAUGUUCAUCAUCGCAAACUACAGCAAUAACAACAAGAGCAACAGCGAGAUGAGCAAUAGUAGCAUGAGCUAUGCUAACACCACCACAGCCGUCACAACUUGGACAGAGCAGAAAGAUACUGAAUCUGAUGCCACCACGCCAAAUCCCAUGACGACUACCAUCCAUUCACUUUCCACUGAAAUGAGAGACAACCUGAAAGACAAAAGGUUGGUCACCACAGCAAAGCCUGAUAGCAAGAAAACUGACAACACCGGCAUCAUCAUACUGAUUUUGAUCAUUGUCAUCGCCAUCGGAUUCGCUUUGGCUUGCUACAUUGUGAGGAGACGAGGAAGGCACUCCUCUGUGGACUUAUCCCCGGUGAUGGGGCCCGAUGAAGCUAACAUCCCCCUCAGCACCCUGGAACCUGAAUUACCUAUUGAUAGUGCGCCACAGAACGGUUUGCAAACCUUUCAAAGCGAUGGUAAAGGUGCUGAAGAAGAAGAUGACAAUGAUGAUGAGGUGUCGGAUGGGCAAAAAACUGAAGCGGAGGACCGUCAGCCGCAUGCCGAGUCUGCAUCUGCGGCUCCACCUGCAGACGACUCAGAGAACAAACCCAAAGACUCCGAGAAGGAUCCUCCGGCACCGGUGGAGCCGGCAGGAAGAGACGCCACCGACAAAACCUCAGAGGGAACGCCAGAGAAGACCAAUGAGAACAACAGCAACAAUGCUGACGCGUCUCCGAGGAAAGAUUGAACGAAAGACAACUACUGCAAAGAUCCAGGAAGUGCAUGACAUACUAAAAAUAUGUGAAAAAUAGUGUGAGUAAAAUACAGUACAAUAUUUGGGAAAGUCGUCAGUAUUUUACUGCCUGUAUAUUUUUGCCUGAUUAGUGAAACUGUGUAUGAUAAAUUUGAGACGUAGAUAUGCAGUUGUAUUUUUUGUCUUUUAAACCAUUUUUUUUUCGCAUUUUAUUUCAAAGAAAAAUUGACAACAUUUGCAAAUACUUUUCAAUGGACAGUGUCGAUGUGCAUGUUCAUAUCAAGAAAAUUCAAGUGAUAUUCUCUAUUCUGUUAACAUAACAGAAGUAUUGUCAAUAAGAGCCGCACGGUGGCCGAGUGGUUAGCAUGUUGGCCACACAGUUAGGAGAUCGGGAAGACCUGGGUUUGAAUCUCUGUGUGGAGUUUGCAUGUUCUCCCCGUGUGUGGGUGGGUUUUCUCAGAGUACUCCGGUUUCCUCCCACAUUCCAAAAACAUGCAUGUUAGGUUAAUUGGAGACUCUAAAUUGUCCAGCCUGCCUCCUAAUUGGGAUAAGCGGCAUAGAAAACAGAUGGAUGGAUAUUGUCAAUAAAACAAAAAACAAACAAAAAAAUCCUAUAUUGGUGGCUGCUUUUUUGUCCUUUAGGCAAGCUUCUUGAAUGGGAUGAAAUGAAAAACUUUUGCUUGUUUCCUUCAAAUGGC
This is a messenger RNA of Dunckerocampus dactyliophorus (ringed pipefish), 1714 nucleotides long. RefSeq lists its product as uncharacterized. Bases 132 to 1010 code for a protein of 292 amino acids. The transcript is spliced from 9 exons. NCBI's taxonomy places the organism in Eukaryota, Metazoa, Chordata, Actinopteri, Syngnathiformes, Syngnathidae. The record is from RefSeq and is a predicted model, not a curated record.